AUGAAUUAAGAGGACUUAAACUAUUUGACUUAUGGAUCAAUUAUUUCGAUAUCUCAUGUUUUAGAUGAUCAUUCUUUCAUAACAGCAGAUGGUUUUGUGAAGCGGGCUGUUUGUUUAAAGAACUUUCAUCACGUAGAUGUGGUUGAUGCAAAAUAAGCAGGUAAUAUGAAGAGUAGACCUUAUUACCACACUCUAUUCUAAAUAUUUCCAAAAUUCACAAAUAAUACAAAACAAGAAAUUUUAAAGGAACUUAUUGGAGAAGAGCAAGAAGAAGAAGUUUAACCAGCAGUUCAGAAUAUUUUAGAAAGCAUUUAAAAACAUCAAAAAGUGGAUGAAAAGACGAUUUUGUCAAAGGAUCAAGUCUAAUAAUUUUCUCAGAAAUUAUUAUAGGAGUUCAAAUAUAAUCUCGACACAUUUGAAAAAUCUAAAGCACACAAAGUGUCAUAUAAGUCUCAUAUUUAAUUAUUGCAUUUGGCAUCGUCAAAGUUUUUGGCUUGUCAUCAGAAGGAGGCUAGAGUAGAAACCUCAAAUUAUAAAAUUACACUAGAUGAAUUACCUAGUGAUUCCUCAUUAUUUAAGAUCUUGCCAGCUUAUAAAUAUUAGAAAGAAGGUGAGUAAGUUAUUUAUGCAAGUGAUAUUGUAUAUAUCGUAAGAGCAACAUCCUUUAUGAAUAAAUUGACAUUUCUGCAUGCAUCUUAAGAAAUGGGAAAUUAUGGUAAGAGUAGAAAAUAGAAAAAGAGUGAUGAAGAAUUAUUAAUAUACAAAAAUGAGAAAGAUAUAAUUAAGAGAGAAGUAAAUGCAGCAUUAGAUGAAGAGAAUCAAACUCAGUGGAGAAUUUCAGUCUAUUCAGAUUAUGUUCCUGAAACAUCUGGAUAUUUGAAAUGUGGUGAUGUGAUUUGGUUACAUCAUUCUGAAACUAAUACAACAAUUGCAGCGACAAGAAAGGGUAAACCUGUAGACCAGAAGAACUUUCAAUAAUUUAAUUUGGUUGACUGGUUAAAAGUAGAAAAUGUGGAAUUAAAUGUGCUAAGUGGCUCAACUAAAGAAAGUUAUGAUGAAUAUACAGGAGAUACACAUUCGAUGUGGAUUAUUGAAUCAGAAAUAUAUAAAGAAGGAGGCAUUGUAGUAUUUGAUAAGAAAUAUAGAUUUAAACAUUUUACAUCAGGAUUGUAUCUAUCUGGAUUUAAAGAUAAAUUCACACUCGAUAAAUAGAGAGUUCCAACAACCUUAUUUUAUUUUAGUCAACUAAAGAAUUCUCAAGUAAGAGAAAAGUCUGUCAUGAGAGGUAGUUAUGUUUAUAUUUGUCAUGAUAAACCAAUUCCUACAGGUAAAAAUAAUAAUUAGAAUGAUGAAAACAGUUUUUGGGUUGAUAUUCAAUAUGGAAAAAAUCAACGAUACAUUCCAAUACUGCAUUAAGAAUAACAUAAAACUGAUUAAAGUGUUUUUAAAUUGUAUGCUAGUAGUAGCAAUGAUGUUUGGGAAAUUUCAUUUGUUUUAAGUUGCGCUAAAACUCUAACAAAUUAUCUUGACGAUUUGUAAAAAUUAAAAUGGGAAAAUGAUGCCUAAGAUAAGGAAGUUCUUAAAGAUCAUUUACUUAAGAUAUAAACCACUAAAUAAUGCAUUGAUGAUAUCAAUGAUUUUUGUAAUAAUAGAUUGUAUAAUUCAACACCUGAGUAGAAAUACGGAACUAUCAAUCCAUUUAGAUAAAAGUUAUUGAAGGAACAAUAUUACAUAGAUUUAUUGGUUAAAAUAUUAGUUUAAUAGUUAAAAACUGAAGAUCUUGUUAUUUGGAGUAGGAGAUAUAUGAUUAUUCAAAUGCAAGACAUACAAUAAUAAUAAGAAAAAAUGAGCAGCACAGAGUAGUAAACUAAUAAAAAACAAGGAUUAAAAGAUCAUGAAAUAUUGGCUUAUAUUGCAUUUAAAAUCACAUUGAAUCAAACUAUUUAUACAUUAUUGACAUCGAUUUGCAAAUAAAACCCUGAGAAUGAGCUGUAUACUUUUGAUUUAAUUGGGCAUUUCUUAGAACAUUGUAGGUACAUCCCAGAAGCAAUCAAAUGUAUGAUUUCAAUUAUUGGUAACAAUCAGGAAUUACUAAAUUAAUUAUCAUUGAAUAUGAAACUUGAUUAUAAUCCAAAGGAAUAAGAAUUUUUUGAGCCAGAAGAAGAGAAAAUGUAACUUCAUCAUAAUAAAAUUUAAAAUAAUUUCCUUAUUUUCUUCUUAAAUCUAUUAGAAACUGAUGAAUAAGCACAUAAGGCAGAUUUUUUAACUUUCCUUAGAGAAAUGUGUAUUUAUAAUAAUCAAGGGAUUAAUUCGAAUUAAGAGGCCAUUUAUAAAUUGUUAAAGAAGCAUAAUCACAAAAGGAUUUAGCUAAUUAAAGAUCGUGAAGAUCCAGAUAAGAUAUCUUUGAAAGAUGGGAAACUCAUUAUCCCAUUCAAAUUAUAGAAUGACCCUAAAGAGAUGUACUUUAUAAAUGAGCAGUUGUAAUUUUAUGCUGAUGUAUCUUAUGGGAGAAAUUAUCUGUGGAAACAUGAGUUGGAAUAAUAUUUUAGUAAAGACUUUUUAUUUCAAAAUAUUUGGUAAGAGGAUGCUAAUCGAAAUUACGCUGUUCUUUAGGCUGCUUUGUGUAAAAUUGCUAUGAGUCUUUAUAUUGAUCAUGAUCCACUCAAUAAAGUGUAAUUACCCAAAUAUUGUAAUCUUUAUAAAAGUAUUGAUAAGGCAAAUGAAGCUCAACAUAUGGGGCUAUUCACUUCUUUAAUUGAGGAUCUAUUCAAAUAUUUAUAAGAUAAUAAACAUUAAAUAGUGCUGGCAUUAGAUACUAAAGACGGUGGUGAUAAUAAAGAUUAUGAUGUAUUAGAUGCAAAUGAUGAAAAGAGUUUGUUGAUUAAUGAAUUGCUUUAUAAUUCUUGUUAGAUGAUGUUAUUAGUAUUAGAAUUGAAUGUAUUCUAAUUUUUAGAUAAGGAACCAAAUUAAUACUACAAAUAAAUAAUUGAUAUUGUUAUCCAUUAUUUUUUUUAUGAUUUUACCUAGUUGCCUUUGAUGAAGAGUGUAUAUAAAGUAUAAAAAUCAGAAAUCACUUAAAGAAAACAAAGAAAAGAAACUUUAGGUAUUGGUUUGAAUUUAGGAGCUAAUCUCAUUAGCAUGGCUAAUCCUAUGAACUUGGGUUUGAAUCUAAAUCUAUUUGGAUCAGAUGAAGAAUAAAAAUCAGAUGAUGAUGAUGAUGAAUAAAUUGAUGAGGGUAUUGUUGAUGAUGUCUAAAUGUACACUAAUCCCUUAAUGAGAGGAUUUAUCAAGUUAGAAAACGAACUCCAGAGUUCCUUAUCAACAAGAGAGGAAACUGGGUCAAGUUAAUUAGAGAUAAAAAUCAAAUUGACAUUGUGUGAUGUCAUGGAUAGAUUCUUAGAUAUGAGAUAAAAUUAUCUUAUGUUGAAUUGUUUGUCCUUUUUCAAGAAACAAAUUAUUGAAAAAAUGUAGGAAGGGAUCCAAUAAAUUAAAUUUUCUAAAGAUGAUGUAAAUUAAGAAUAAGAGGACACUAAAAUAUUAAUUUUUGUUCAGAGGAAAACAGAAUCAAAUUUAUUGGGGUUGUUACCAAAUAUAGCUAAAACUGGUUUAAAAGAAGUAGAUGAAAAAGAAGAGAAACAAGAUGCCUUUGGUAUUGGAGCAUUAAACUUUUUAAAUAAAUUAGCUGAAACAAAACCAGAAUCUGAAGAAUUCAAAGCUUUUACUUAGAAUGAAAUGCUAAUAUAUGAUUUGGAUUAAUACUUCUCUUUAAAUUUACCUCAAGAAGAUAUUAACAAGAUAAAUAAUCCAAUUGGAGUUGUUUUGCCAUAUUUAUUUACAAACUUCUCUUAGAUUCAUGAGGAGGAAUUAGAAAAGAGGUGUUUGGCUAUUAUUAUGAGGUUGUUUAAUUAGAGAGAAGAACUUUGUAAUAAUCUAUUAAAAUUGUAACUUGUAAGUGAUCCAAUUAAAAGUAAGCUCUAUGAAUUCCUAAGUGAAAAUUUAUAAAGAUUAAAUUAGUUGGUUGAUAGAUCCGAAGUAUGGCUUGCAGAGUAUAUUAAAAGCUAAAAAUAAGAUGACCUACAGGAAACUUUGGAUAUAAUCGAUAAUUUUAGAUAGGGAUUCUUUAAGGACACUCAAAUAUCAUAAAGGAUUAUUUCAAGAACUUCAGAAAUUGAUGGGGAAAAAUAAAACUUAAUGAAUGCCUUAAAGAUUCAUGUGCCUAUCCUAAAUUUAAUAAGAGAUCAAAUGCCAGCAUUAGAUUUCCAUCUUGAAAACAUCAAAAAUACACAAAGAAAGUAAAGGUUGGCUUAAUUGUUCAUAUAUGCAUUUUAAUUUUUAACAUAUUUUUGCAGAAAUAAUCAUGAGAAUUAGAUUGUGUUAUCAUAAUAUAUAUCCUCAUUUGAAAACAUGCAUUUGGAAGUAGGAUAGAUCCCAUUAAUUUGCGAAAUUUAUAAAGAUAAUCAGAAACUUUUAACUUCUAUAAACAGAAAUGAUAGAGUUUUUCAUAGAUUUGUAGAAUUAAUUUAUCAAAGUGGGAGAAAAGCUCAAUUUUUGGACUUUUUCCUUACAAUAAUAAAAUAAGGGAAUAAAUAUAUUUUUGAUAAUUAAUUACUAGUAUUGAAUACCUUUCUAGAAAAAGAAGAACUAUUAUUUAUAGAAAAGAAUGAAUUCGUAUUUGAAGGCGAUAUAUAAUUGCACUAAUCAGACUUUCUAACAGAUUUAGCAACUAAUCCUCCAAUGAAUUAGCCAUUUCUGUAUCAUGCUAAGUUAUUGGACUUAUUGCUAUAAUGUACACAAAUUCAAGUACUUGAAGGUGAUUAGAAAGAUAAUUUUACAAUUAAUGUAGCAAAAUUAAAAAAGAAAUUUACUGCUCAAUACCUGAUAUAAUUGUUGUGCAAAUCAGAUUCUUUAAUGAGUCAAAAUCCCUCUCUUUAAGAAUAAGGAUUUGGAUUAAUUAAAAAAUAAUUAUGGAUAUUUUUUAUGAAUAUACACAUUACUAGUGAAAAGAGUCAUAAUGUUGGUAAGGAAAUUAAGAAUGAUCUUAUAAAGAUGAUAGAAUUCGAGACAAAUAGGUUGGAUAAUAUUUAAUUUGAGCACUAAUAAAUGAAAUACUUUGAUUUCUUAAUUGAAGCUGUCUUACCAUUGUUUACAACUUAUUUGAUUAGAAAAAACAUAUAAAUCCAUCAGGAUGAAGAUGAGGAUGGGAAUGAUUAAGAACAAAAGGAUAUUGCAGCAUUAUAGCAAUUUGCAAAGUCUUUAUCAUAAAGAAUAUUGCAACUUGGAAAGUAUUUUAAUAGAAAAAAGUAUGUGACCAUCUUAAUUGCAUUUUAUUCUUAUUUUCCAUUGACAACAAUGGGCAAGGUUUGUUAAUCUGUCUUAGGUUAAUCAAAACUGAUGGAAGAUCUUGGAGAAUAUAAUAAUUUCAGAGAUGUGUUAUCGAAUAUUCAGGCGGGGGUUAAUGAUAAUUAUUAGGUAGAUCUAAAUGAAUAAGUUAAUCAUUUCUAGAAUGGACCUUCAUAACAUCACUUGGAUCAUCCUACUCCUAAAACCAUUUUCCAAAGCAACAACCUUAAAUCGAGAAUAGGUCUUAUGUCAGCACUUUCAUCAAAUAAAAAAUAGAAAGAAGAACCUCUUAUUGAAUUUGAGAUGGCAGAUGCCGAAAAAGCAGAAAUUGAAAAAAUCUCAGUUGCUUGGGAAGAAUUUGUUAAUCAAUUAUGCUUAAGUGAUAAAAGUAAAACACAUGUAUAAGAUGAACUGCAAAAAUUAUCAGAGGCUAUUGUUAAGUUUGAAUAGUAUUUUGGAAAUCCAAGUGACAAAAAUGAAAAAAAUGAAAAAAUAUUGAAAGUUGAAUAAGUGAUACUUAUAAAAAAGUUCAUUAAUUUUUUGAGUUAUGCAAUAAAUAGUAGUUAGAAUAAUAAAACUAUUAUAACUUUGUUAGGAGUUUUAAGAAAAGUGAUUGAAGGAAGGCCUGAAUAGGAAUAAUAAAAAGAAGUUGAAGUUGAAGGAGAAAAAAAUGAAAUGGAAGAAAUGCAAAAUUUAUUCAAUAAAUUAGGAGCCACUAGGAUGGUGUUAACAGUUUUAAGUGAAUCAAUUAUCCUUGAUGGAGAAAUGCUAAGAAAUUUCUUAAUGUUUAUCAACACUCUGCUAUCAGGUGGUAAUAACAAGGUAUAAAAAACAAUUUUUGAGUUCAUGAAGACUUAUCCAAAAAGUGAAGUCAUCUUUAGUAGAUUAAAUAAUGUCAUUCAGGCAUAGAUCAAAUAAAUCACAAUCAAAGAAAAAGACAAAAAGACUGAAGAAUAAUAAUUAGGUAAUUUCCCUCAAUAAUAACAACAAUAAGAGGAUAACGUGUAAGAAAUAAAAUAAUAGUAAGAUUUAGAAUUAUUAUUAACUCAAGUCUUGAGAUUCUUAUAAAAUUGUUGCGAGGGACAUUAUCUUGAUUUACAAAACUAUAUCCGAUAACAAACAAAUUCUAGAAAUUCGUAUAACAUGAUUAAUUAAGUGGCUGAAUUAUUACUAACUUAUUAUUAUAAAGAUAGAGCCUAGUAUGAAAAUAUGGUUCUAUGUUUGGACACUUUAAAUGAAUUAGUCUAAGGCCCAUGUCCUGAAAAUUAAAUAGCAGUUGCUGAUUCUAAAUUCUUUGAAAUAGCUUCAGAUUUGUUUGGGUAAAAAAAGGAGAAAGACAAUACAAGUAAAACUUAAAUUAUGACAUCAAAUAUAAAAACUUCGAAAACUUAAAAUAACAAAAUGAUGACUACUAAGACUAGUAGAUAUCAAAAAUAACAGAAAGGAUCUGAUUUAAAAAAUUGGUAAAUUGAAAGAAUGCAAACCAAAUGUUUGAUUUUGAUUCUUUCUUUAAUUGAAAUGAGAGAAAUAUCAGAUUCAAAUCCAAUCAUCAAAAGAAUAAUGAGACAUUUAACACCACCUUUAUUAGAAAAACACAUGGUAAGUUGUUUUCAUAAGUAUGAAAAGUAAUGUAAAGAAGGCUAUUAGAUUGAAGUCCUAGAUAGAAUUAAAGAAGAUCCCGAAACUGCAAAAUAAGAAGAUAAAGUAAAAGAAGAGCAAUACUAUGAAUUAAUAUUGUAGAAAGGCUUUUAUAUUUAUUUUUUAAUGUGUUAUUAUAUGGAAUCUGAGAAGAAUGUUGAGAAUUCAUUUGUUUAAAUGUAUAGGGCGAAUACAAGAAAGAAACUUAAGUAAGACAAAGGCACAUUAGAAGAUUUGUUAUUCGGAGAUAAUAUAAUUGGGUAACUUGUAAGUUUUGUGAUGUCAUUCGCAAAUAGUUGGAUUGAUUUAAUGAAUCAAAUCAAGAAAGAAGCUUAAAAACAGAUGGCUACUUAAGUGUAGUCAAGCGAAUAAUAAGAAAAACAAGACAGAGAAAGAAGAGCUGAAAAGGAAAAGAUGAAGAGAAGAGCAUUUGAUUUUUUCUAUAAAAAUAGUGCUUCAAUAGAAGUUGUUAGAAACAAUGAAAUAGAAAUUGUGUAUUUUAUACUCUUGCCAUAUACUCAUAAUUUACCUAAAGAACAGAAGAUAGAAUUUCAUGAAAAUGUCGAUAGAUCAUCUACUAAAUCGAAGGUGUAAUUUUUGGUUUAGGAAUCAGAAAGAUUAAUUGAAAUAUGUGAACAUGAGGAACAAUUAAGACGUAUCUUCUAAAGAUAGAAGUUUCUAGCUUUAUUUGCAAAUUAUGUGAAAUUAUGGAAGGAUUUAGCAUUUUUAUUCACCUUAUUAUUAAAUUUAUUCAUUAUAGGAUCAUUUGCUUAAAAUGAAUCAGGAAAUAGGAUUACAGAUUUCCGAUUGUUUAGAGAUGAGUAGUAUUCACCAUAGCAGACUAGGAAUAUAUUUUUGAUUUGUGGUACUAUUAUGGCUUGUUGUUCAAUUUUUGUGGUUUCAUUCUUUUUGUUUAAGAAUGCUCCGUUAAUUAUUAAGAAGGCCUGGAAAACUAAAUUACCAUUUGAAGAUAAGUUUACUUAUUGGCCAAUACAAUUGAUUUAUAAGAUAUUUAAAUUGCUAGCAGUUUUGUUUUAUAUUCUCAAAGAGAUAGAAGUCGUUUAUUAUUUAGCAUAUGGUGCCUUGGCUGUAAUAGGAACAGUAUUGCACCCUUUCUUCUUUAGUUUUCAUUUAACAGAGAUAUUGAUCCGUUAUCCAACUUUAAAGAAUGUUAUUAGAUCUGUUUGGGAACCUAAAUAACAAUUAGCACUUACACUGGUACUUUUCAUAAUUCUUGUUUAUGUUUAUGGACUGAUAGCCUAUACAUUCUUUUUUGAAGAUUACAAAGGAAAAUGCUAGUCGACAUUGUUUUGUUUUCUAUUUACAUUUGAUUGGACAUUUAAAGCCAAUGGUGGAGUUGGAGGAUAUUUAUCAGAUUUGGAAGAUGAAAAUGUAGUUGAAAAAUAUCAUGUGGGUAGAUACGUAUUUGAUAACACAUCAAAUAUUUUCUUAGUUAUAAUCAUGGUUAAUAUUGUGGCAGGUAUUAUUAUUGACACAUUUGGUUCAUUAAGAGAAGAAGAAACUGAAAAGGUUAGGGACAUUGAAGAUAAAUGUUUUAUUUGUGGAAAUCUUAAGACCAUCUUUGAUAGAUUAACAGACACAUCAUCGAUGGGUGGAGGUUUUGAUCAUCACAUCAAAGUUAAUCAUUAUAUGUGGAAUUACGUUUUCUUCAUGGCAUAUCUCAAAUACAAAGAUCCAACAGAUUAUACUGGAAUUGAGUAGUUCGUUUCGGAUAAAAUAUAGAAGAAAGAUCUGACAUGGUUCCCAUUCAAUAAAGCUAGAGAACUAUAAAAUCUCAAUCAGGAUGAAGAAGAAGAAUCCAAAAAGAUCGAACGCAUAUCCAAAGAUAUUGUCAAUAUUGUAGAUACUAUGAGAUAAGCUAGUUAAAUGCUUAACUCAAUAAAAAAUAGAAAAAAAUUAAAGAAUGCUGCAAAAUAACCUGCUGACUUGCUGUGA
This is a messenger RNA of Paramecium tetraurelia, 8934 nucleotides long. RefSeq lists its product as uncharacterized. Gene Ontology annotation, cellular component: membrane. Lineage: Eukaryota; Ciliophora; Oligohymenophorea; Peniculida; Parameciidae. Gene Ontology annotation, biological process: calcium ion transmembrane transport. Gene Ontology annotation, molecular function: calcium channel activity. The record is from RefSeq and is a predicted model, not a curated record. The transcript is spliced from 4 exons.